UGAGGAAGACAAACACAGAGGAGAUGAAUAACUUUACAUUGACCUUCACCACAACUGAAACAUCAAACUCCACAACUCAGUCUUUUGAGUUAAUAGACAGUCUGGAAAUCUGUGGAAACAUCAUUGGUUUGUUGUUUGGUCUUCCAAUAAACUCCUAUAUUAUAUGGCUCAUCAUCACAGGAACAGGAAGUGGAGUCUCAUCAGAGUUCUUCAACCUCAAUCUCUCUGUUUGUGAGCUUGGUGUAUGUCUGACUGGUUUGAUCAAUAUCCUGUCAUUUAGUUUUGUUAGUCUCUCAACAUUUAAAUACUUUUUUCUAGGAUUUGUCAUCACUGGCCGUCCUUUGUUUCAGUGUCUGAUGUGUGUUGAGCGUUACCUGGCAGUGGUUCAUCCUGUAAACUUUCUGAAGUGCAAACCUCUCAGAUAUAGAGUAAUCUGCUGCGCUGCAGCCUGGAUAACUAUUCUUGGCUCCUGUUUUCUGUGCCUGUUAUUUUCUGACGACUUCGAACUGACAUUGUUUUUGUCUGUGCAGUUCCUCAUCUUCCUCUCUAUCCAGUUGUUUUGUCUUGUGGCUGUUCUUAGAGCUCUGAAGCAGUCAGGCCCAGGGGAGAGAGGGAGAGAGAAGGAAAACUGCAUGAAGAGAAGAGCAUUUUGUCUCAUUCUAAUAACUACUGUGAGCAUGGCUAUUAUGGAUGUCCCAUAUAUAGUCAUCGGAUUUGUUACAGUUCUGAAAAAACUGAUUAUUAGGGCACUUUGGUCCAUUGCUUUGAUUUGUUAUGUGCUGGCUGGUUUUGUUCAGCCUGUUCUUUAUCUGCACCGGACUGUAAAACUCCCACUUUCUUCAAAAUGA
Messenger RNA from Pimephales promelas (fathead minnow), 848 nucleotides. RefSeq lists its product as uncharacterized. The record is from RefSeq and is a predicted model, not a curated record. Gene Ontology annotation, cellular component: plasma membrane. Lineage: Eukaryota; Metazoa; Chordata; Actinopteri; Cypriniformes; Leuciscidae. Gene Ontology annotation, biological process: positive regulation of Rho protein signal transduction; phospholipase C-activating G protein-coupled receptor signaling pathway. Gene Ontology annotation, molecular function: G protein-coupled receptor activity.